AUGCCUCUAUACUGGAUUCCCACCCGCCGAAAUACUGUUCAUACAAUAACGUUAAUUUUGAAUUUUGUUUUGCCUCUAGGUCUCCCCAACGACUUACUGGUGUGCUGGCACCAAUACCCCUACUUCUUGGGCAUCGUGUUCUGCAAGCUACGGGCCCUUAUCUCAGAAGCAGCCUCCUACGUAUCGGUGCUGACGAUAGUCGCCUUCUCCCUCGAACGUUACCUGGCUAUCUGUCACCCACUGCACCUGUAUACCAUGGCAGGGCUACGGCGCGCGCUGCGGAUCGUGGCCGCCAUAUGGGCUCUGGCCAUGGUCGCUGCCGUGCCCGUGGCUACGUACACUAGCAUACACUACCUGGACUAUCCGCCAGGUGAGCGUAUUUACAAGUUAUCUGUCACCCCCAGCACC
Molecule: messenger RNA, 408 nt
Organism: Cydia fagiglandana
Lineage: Eukaryota; Metazoa; Arthropoda; Insecta; Lepidoptera; Tortricidae
Product: neuropeptides capa receptor-like
Exons: 3
Biological process (GO): neuropeptide signaling pathway
Cellular component (GO): plasma membrane
Molecular function (GO): neuropeptide receptor activity
Source: RefSeq, a predicted model, not a curated record